AUGUUCGCAGCAUCAUGGAUCUGGGGAGCGGUCGCUGUACUCUGCUGUGCGUUUUGGCUGCUUCUAGGGAGGAGGAGAAGGCGACAAGGUGAGCCACCACUUGAAAAUGGCUUCCUUCCAUACCUGGGCUGUGCCUUGCAGUUUGGUGCCAACCCCCUGGAGUUCCUCAGGGAAAAGCAGAAGAAGCAUGGGCACAUUUUCACCUGCAGAGUAGCAGGGAAAUACAUCCACUUCCUGACCGACCCCUUCUCGUACAACGCGCUGACACGCCAGGGCAAACACCUGGACUGGAAGAAGUUCCACUUUGCUACCUCUGCCAAGGCUUUUGGGCAUGGCAGCAUUGACCCAGCAGAGGGAAACACCACUGAAAAUUUCCAUCAGACCUUCAUUCGAACCCUUCAAGGCAAUGCCCUAGAUGCCCUCAUCGAAGCGAUGAUGGAGAACCUACAGUACGUCAUGCUGCAGUCAAGAACAUCGAAGCUCCAGUCCCAUGCCUGGGUGACAGAAGGACUUUACACAUUCUGUUGCCAAGUGAUGUUUGAGUCUGGCUUUUUAACACUUUUUGGUAAAGAACUGGACACCACUAAUGACAAAAACAUAUCGCCAAAGCAAGAUUCUGAGAGAGCUCACAUCCUAAAUGCCCUUGAGAACUUCAAGGAAUUCGACAGGAUCUUCCCAGCCCUCGUGGCAGGGCUGCCCAUCCACCUCUUCAAGAGUGCCCACAGUGCACGGGAGAAGCUGGGAGAAGCUCUCCUCCACAAGAACCUGCAGAAGAGAGACAACCUCUCCCAGCUCGUCACCCUCCGCAUGUUCCUCAACGACACUCUCUCAACCUUCGAUGACAUGGAAAAAGCGAAGACCCAUGUGGCAGUGCUCUGGGCCUCGCAGGCCAACACCAUUCCUGCCACCUUCUGGAGCUUGUUCUACCUGCUCAAGAAUCCAGAAGCAAUGAGAGCUGCUACCAAAGAAAUACAAACUGUUUUGGAAAGCGCUGGAGAGAAGAUCAACCCAGAUGGCAAACGUAUUUCCUUGAACCGAAAGCAGCUGGAUAAUAUGCCAGUACUAGACAGCAUCAUCAAGGAGGCAAUGAGGCUAUCGAGUGCAUCUAUGACUUUCCGAGUUGCCAAGGAGGAUUUCACUUUGCACUUAGAAAAUGAGUUUUACAACAUUCGCAGGGAUGAUAUCGUGGCUCUUUAUCCUCAACUCUUGCAUUUUGAUCCAGAAAUCUAUGCUGAUCCCUUGACAUUCAAAUACGAUCGCUUUCUCACCGAGAAGGGAGAAGAGAAGACUGACUUCUACCGCAACGGCCGCAAGCUCAAGUACUACUACAUGCCCUUUGGGACAGGCGUUGCCAAGUGCCCUGGCAGGUUAUUUGCUGUCCAUGAAAUUAAACAGUUUUUGACUGUGAUGAUCUCAUAUUUUGAGAUAGAGCUUGUGGACAGCACCGUGCAGUGUCCUUCUCUAGAUCAGUCCCGUGCAGGACUGGGCAUUCUGCAACCAGCCAAUGACAUUGACUUCAGGUACAGACUGAGAUGUCUGUGAAUGUUUUGUAUUGCACACUUCAACUAUGGACUGUAUAAAGACACUACAUAACACAUCCUUUAUAUAUAUUUUAUGUAUAUAUGCAAGUGAAACGUUGCAAGUCUGGGGGGGAAGAUGCACAUGAAGAUGUUAACUCAUCAGCCUCAUGGGAAAAUGCAUCACAAGUACCACUAUGGGACCAGUCUGCAGCAGGUUUAAUGUGCUGUGGUUGGUGCAAAUCUCUCUCCCCUUUUACCACCCAUUCCAGUUCAGAUUCUGAAUUGUGUGUGUACAGAAGCUCUUUUUAGUUCUUUUUUUUUCUUUCAGCAAAUAUUUUCCCAGAGUUAGAACUUCAUCAGCUAAUCAAAAUAAUUGUUAAAAAUUCACAGAAUCACAGAACUGUCAGGGUUGGGAGGGACCUCAAGGAUCAUCUAGUUCCAACUCCACUAGAUCAGGUUGCCCAGAGUCACAUCCAGCCUGGCCUUAAAAACUUCUAGGCAUGAGGCUUCCUCCAGCUCUUUGAGCAACCUAUUCCAGUGUCUCAGCACCCUUAUGGUGAAGAAUUUCUUCCUAACAUCUAAUCUAAGUUUCCCCUCCUCUAGCUUGGAUCCAUCCCCCCAGUCCUAUCACUGCCCAACAUCCUAAAAAGACCCUCACCAGCUUUCUUCAGAUACUGGAAGGCCACAAUAGUUCAGCUACAGUUAAAAUGGAUUACUUCUUCUUUUUUUUAUGGUGGAAAUGUUGGGGGAUGUGGUUCUCUCCACACAUGGAAUUAAAUGAUUGCCGUGUAAAAGGGAGAUGGGCAGCGAGGAGGGGGAAGAGUUUCCUGGGGAAAUACCUUUAUGGUUUUAUGAAAAACUAGACAAAGAGCUUGAAGAAAACCUACACAACUGUUCACGUUCUAGUGAAACUGCAGAACUUGUAUUACAUUGACUGUAAUAGCUGUCUUUUCAGAAACUUCUAUCUCUAUCAUUUAAAAUAAAUGAUAUU
Pogoniulus pusillus (Red-fronted tinkerbird) is the source of this 2511-nucleotide messenger RNA. Its product is annotated as cytochrome P450 7A1. Gene Ontology annotation, biological process: cholesterol catabolic process; cholesterol homeostasis; cellular response to glucose stimulus. The transcript has 6 exons. Lineage: Eukaryota; Metazoa; Chordata; Aves; Piciformes; Lybiidae. The coding region runs from base 1 to 1542 and encodes 513 amino acids. Gene Ontology annotation, cellular component: intracellular membrane-bounded organelle. The record is from RefSeq and is a predicted model, not a curated record. Gene Ontology annotation, molecular function: iron ion binding; cholesterol 7-alpha-monooxygenase activity; heme binding.